AUGGCAAGCCAUGCCCUCAUCUUCAGCCUCUUUCUCUUUGCCCUCACCACAACUAGUCUUGCCCAUGAACUUCUUGACAUGGACGGCGAGCCUUUAAAUAACGGAGGGUUAUACUAUAUAUUGCCUGUUAUCAGAGGAAAAGGUGGCGGCCUUGAGCUUGCCAGAACCGGGAGCGAUCCUUGCCCUCGCACCGUCGUCCAAGCUCGGUCAGAGACCUCGAAAGGCUGGCCGGCACGAUUGGCGUCCCCGAUUCUAAUGCUUACCCUCAUGCCAGGAUUUCCCCUUACCAUUGAAUUUCACCGUCAAAAUCCACCAUCUUGCCACCGUCAGUCUAGGUUACAGUGGACGGUUGAGAGCGAAUCAAAACUUGUGAAGAUUGCAUCAAAAGAAGAAGAGCAGUUGUUUGGGCCAUUUCAAAUACAGCCAUAUGGAGAUGAUUACAAGCUUGUUUACUGUGAACGUCAAUCUCGAGAUAAUCGUGGGUGUAGAGAUCUUGGAAUCUCCCUUGAUGAGCAGAACAAUAGGCGCUUGGUUGUGAAAGAUGGUGAGCCACUUAGAGUUCAGUUCAUGAAGGCUGAUCGCAGUGGAAGUGAAUAUCUGGCCGAAUGA
Neltuma alba is the source of this 609-nucleotide messenger RNA. Its product is annotated as trypsin inhibitor DE5 alpha chain-like. The transcript has a single exon. The coding region runs from base 1 to 609 and encodes 202 amino acids. The record is from RefSeq and is a predicted model, not a curated record. NCBI's taxonomy places the organism in Eukaryota, Viridiplantae, Streptophyta, Magnoliopsida, Fabales, Fabaceae. Gene Ontology annotation, molecular function: endopeptidase inhibitor activity.